This is a messenger RNA of Scylla paramamosain (green mud crab), 4834 nucleotides long. Its product is annotated as zinc finger protein 37-like. The record is from RefSeq and is a predicted model, not a curated record. NCBI's taxonomy places the organism in Eukaryota, Metazoa, Arthropoda, Malacostraca, Decapoda, Portunidae. The coding region runs from base 2216 to 4411 and encodes 731 amino acids. The transcript is spliced from 4 exons.
AUUAUUUUCAUUUUUUAAUUCCACCCAUUUAUCAUUUAUUUCAUUUGUGUAUUUUUAUAUGCGUGUGUUAUAUUUGCUUCAAUUUAAUUUAUUUAGCUGUAAGUAGAUGGCGCUGAAGUGGAAGUGGCAUCAACUCAGUUACUAACAACCUCUAUGUCAUUUAGUAACGAGGUAACGAGAGAAUUGCCCCUCCACUUAACUACCCUGAUGACAACUACGCAAUUAGACCGUUCACUUCUUAUGUUCUAUUGUGUUAUUAUUAUUUCUUCUGUUUCUUUCCUUUAUCUUCCUAAUUUUUUUUUAUCUUUUUCUUUCCUUUCUUGUUAUUUAUCUCAUUUUCUCUUCUGUGGUGUCUUUUUUUUCGGUUUUCUUAUUUUAUUCCUUCGCAUCUUUCCUUUUCAUAUUUUUCCCUUCAUAUUUCCUUCUAUUCUUAUUUUUCUCCUUCUCUCUCCUUUAGUAUCCAGUUUUUAUUUCGGUUUUCUUUCUUUUUCUUUCGAUUUUUCUCCUUUUCAUAGUUCAUCCUUCCCAUUUCCUCCUACCUUCUCUCUUUCUUUUCUUUAAUAGCAUUCAUUCAAUUUUAUUUCUUCUAGUUCUCUCUGUCCUUAUCAAUCUAUCACUUUCUCUCCUUCUUUCAAGCAGUCAAUCAGUCAGUCAAUUUCUUCCUUCAUUUAAUUAAUUUAUUCAUUCAUUCAGUCAGUCAGCAAGUCAAUGAAUCAAUAUUUAUCUUUUCAAUUAGUCAGUCAAACAACUACUUUUCGUUUACCAGUCAUCUAACCAUCCAACUAUCCCUUAUACAAAAUUCUUCAUUCUUUUCACCUUCUUCACCACAGUAACUCUAAUUUUGCACCAUAUUUUCAAACACUACAGCACCACAUCUUCACUACUUACAAAAAAGGCUCUAGUUGAAGUGACACGGGUUCUUAAGAGUGUUUUUACGGUUCUAGUGACAGAUUAACAGGAUUUCUACAUUAUUAACGGGAAAAACACUCUUGAGAACUCGGCUAAUCAUCUUUGUGGCCUUUGAAAACAUUGUGGUGAGAGAGCAAAAGGUUUCAGAAUAAUGUUUUUUGUCACGUUUUCACUGCCACCACCACCACCACCACCACCACCCACCAUCCAAUCAGCUCUUCACUGUGUCCUCGCCGUCUUUGUGUCCUUAUCACACAAAUAAUCACUCCCCCAACAAUGUCCGUGUGUGUGUGUAUAUGUGUGUGUGUGUGUGUGUGUGUGUGUGUGAUCUUCAUUUGUGGUUCCCGUAAUCAGUAAGUCAUUUCUGUCUCGUCGUGAACAAUGCAUACUUCACUUAGUAAUCUAUCUCCUGUUAACUGUCAGCGUGUCUCUUUGUCCCUCUGUGUGCCUCUAUCGGUCUCUCUCUCUCUCUCUCUCUCCCUCUCCCCUUCCUUGUGGUUACUCAUCCCCGUGUCACGUAAGGGAAGAGAGGGAAGUUUGCACGAGUGAGGCACAGUAGCUAAGAGAUCUGACGCAGUGAGAAUCUAAUUUGGAAAAGGAAAAAAGAGGGAGAGAAAGAGGAAGACUGUAAUUUUGAUGUGCUGUUAAAAAAAAAGACGGCGUAAGCUCAGGAAGAUAAGACGGAGGAUGAGGAAAUACACCGCAGCGGAAAUAAACUUUGGAAAGGCAGAAAAAGAAGAGAAUUGUGAUUUUUGAUGUGUUGUUGAGAAAAGGACAGUGUGAAUUCAGAAGGAAGACAGAAAAAAGAAAGAAUAUUUGAAGUCGUGUUGUGAGAAUAAAACGGUUUGAAGACAGAAAGAAGAGAAAGAAGAGAAAGACUAUUUGAUUUUGAUGUUCCCUUAAAGAAAAGAAGAGGAAAAAAGACUGAAUUAAAAAAGGGAAGAGAGAAAAGGGAAGGUUUUAGAAAUAAGAAGGUUUGAAGACAGAAAGAAGAGGAAGAAGAGAAAAAAAAACUUUGUGACAUUCGUGUGCUAUGCAAGAAAAGACGAUGUAAACUCAGAGAUAAAAAAAAAAGCAAAAAGAAACAUUUAACUUUAAAAUACACUGACUGAAAGGCGGAACUUGUAUGAGGAAGAAAAGUUUGACAAGUUAGAACUGUGAACUUUAUGUGUUGUGGAAAUAAGACGAAAAUCAACCAGUCAACUAGCCAAUCAGUCACUUAACCAGUCAUUCAAUUAACCAGUCAACCAAUCAACCAGACAUUCAGUUAUUCAACCAACCACUCACUCACUCAAUUCUACCCAAAAUGACACUUUUACAAGAAUGGGCACACUUUCACACACACACAAACAAAGCUACACCCUCCGCUAAACACUCCCUCUUCGGCCCACUCCCUCACUCAAAGAACACUCAAGAGAACCUGGGUACACAAACAGAGGAGGACCUAGGCUACCACUCCAGCGGGACCCCUGACCACACGAGACAAGGAAAGACUAGAGACUUUGAUAAAAUGGAAGAAAAGAUGAGAAAUAAAGAACAAGAGGUGCAUUUCAGUCUACGUAGGCUAUUCUCGCCUUGGUCCAUGCAUUCCAGACCGUUGUUUUGCGUGAAUGGGCCUGGAAAUAGGGAGAGGAGAACAAGUGAAGGUACAGAAGCGCAUGGCAUGUUACCGAGUGCUUUUAGACCUGCCUCAAUGCGUUCCAAUGCUUUAUACUUCACGAGCGGAUCAAGAAACGAACAAAAUGAGACAAGUGAAGGUACAGAUGCGUAUGGAAUGUCAUGUAAUUCUCUAAGAUCUUCCGCAGUGCAUUCCAGUUCCUUGUAUUGUACGCAUGGCUCAAGGAAUGGACAGAAUCAAACAAAAGAAGGACGGGAUGGGUAUGAAAUGUCAAAUAAUUCUUUCAGAUCUCUCUCACCACAUUCCAGCUCAUUAUAUUUUACGAAUGAGUUAAAAGGCGAAGGGAAUGAAGCGGCUGAAGGACGAGAGGCGAAGAAAACACCUCGUACGAAUGACUUAGAGAACGUACAAGAUGGAAGAAAUGAAGGACGGAGAGGGCAGAAGAGGUUACGCACGGCUGACUCAGAAACCGAAUUAAAUGAGACAAAAGAAGAACGGCAAGCGCAGAAAAGAACACACAAGUCCCUCACGGUGUUCCCAGUAGAUUCAAAUUUUUUAUAUUCCUCAAAUGAAUCAGGAAACGAACUGACAGCAACAAAAGAAGAACGACAACCGCAGAAAACACCACACAACCCAGUCACAUCUCCCACAAUGCACUCUGACCGCCUCUGUUGGAAGAAUGAAGCAAAAGAAGAACAAGAAGCACAGAAUGAGGUAAAUGAAGCACAGAAUGGAACUAAAGAAGGACAAAGAUCGCAGAAAACACCACAUAACCCCUUCACAUUUCCCACAAUGCACUCUAACCUUCUCUACCGCACGAAUGAGACAAAAGAAGAACGGGAGACGCAAAACUAUUCUGAAAAUGACCAAAACACAGUAAAAGAAGGACGAAAACCGCAAGAAGCACCGCAUAACCCCCUCGCAUCUCCCACAAUGCACUUUAACCUUUUCAACCGCACGAAUGAGUUAGAAAAUGCUCAAAAAGAGACAAAUGAAGAACGGGAAGCGCAAAACGACUCUGAGAACGAACAAAUUGAAAGAAAAGAAGGACAAAACCCUCAAAAAACACCACAUAACCUGCUCACCUCUCCCAUAAUGCACUCUAACCUUCUCUGUUGCACAAAUGGACACUUCGAAACUAACAGAGGCCCUUUUAGCAACUUCGAAUCAAACUGCGGAUGUACCACACGAAAUUUAGUCGACUGGGAGACACGUGUUUGCUGGACUAACUUAAACCUCCGCCACCAAGUGAAGAUUAGAGAAGUCACUGUUUUGAGUCCCUUCAGAGAUUCAAAGGCCUCUACUCUGCCUCGUCCGCCAUUGAGUUCCCAUCUUGCAUCCUUCCCCGGGACUGCAGGACCACCACCACCACCACCACCACCACCACCACCACCAGUGCAGUCCCUGGGGUCUUCUAAUAAGCUUGCCACGAUUCAGUCUCCGCCAAGCAAGGUGGAACGCGAGGAAGAUGAGGGGAAUGCAGAGGAAGGUGAGCGGGCGUACAGGUGUGAGGUGGUCGGGUGCGGGCGUGCCUUCUGCCGUAACGAGGAGCUAACGAGACACCUCAGAAUCCAUUCAGGUCACCGGCCCUUUACCUGCCAGAAAUGCGGACGUCGCUUCGUGCGCCGUGACCACCUGACGAAACACCAGAGAACACACCUGCCCACACAUGUUAAGCGCUCCUACACCUGUCCCCUGCCUGCGUGCACUCACAGGUACACACGGUCAGACGCCCUCACUAGGCAUAUGUGGACCGCCCACCACGUGCGUGCGCGCCAGCCCACCCGCGCCUCACGACCACGCACCCCAGGCACAUCCCUGCCACACCCCCACACCACCACCACCACCACCACCACCAUGCCUGUCUUGAAGAAGGAAAUGUAACGUCCGUAGUAAAGUUGUUGUUGUUGUUGUUGUUGUUGUUGUUGUUUUCCUCCUCUUCCUCCUUUUUUUGUUGUUUUUAGGAUUUUUUUUUUUCUAUUUUUCAGUUGUAUUAUUAAAUAUUUACUGUAUUCAAUGUAUUUUCUUUUGUUUCCUUCUUUUAUCCUUAUUUCUGCUUCAUUACGAGUCUAAAGAGGAAAGAAAAUGAAACAAUGAAGCCAAUUUUCACUUCAUUAUUGUAGAGAAUUGGUAUUUUAAGAGAGAGAGAGAGAGAGAGAGAGAGAGAGAGAGAGAGAGAGAGAGAGAAACAAUAUACAUCUCACUAAUCUAAAUAAACAAGUAACAAUCUAACCACCUAACCACUGAACGAGGAUCUGAAGUGUCGUUAGAGAGAGAGAGAGAGAGAGAGAGAGAGAGAGAGAGAGA